AUGAAAGCUGCUCAGAGUCGGCAAAAGUCUUAUGCAGACAAGAGGAGGAAACCUUUGGAGUUUUCAGAAGGAGAACAUGUAUUUUUGAAGAGGAUUGGACCCGUGGCGUAUCAGAUUGCAUUACCUCCAUUCCUGUCUAAUCUGCAUGAUGUGUUCCAUGUUUCACAACUGAGAAAGUAUAUUCACGAUCCGAGUCAUGUUUUGGAAUUAGAGGCAGUGCAAGUUAAGGAGAAUUUAACUUUUGAGAAACAACCAGUUUUAGUGGCAGAUAAGAAAGUUAAGCAAUUGCGGGGUAAAUCUAUCAAUUUGGUAAAGAUUAUUUGGGAUGGGUUACUAAUGAAGCCACUUGGGAGUUGGAAGAUAGGAUGA
Molecule: messenger RNA, 369 nt
Organism: Cajanus cajan (pigeon pea)
Lineage: Eukaryota; Viridiplantae; Streptophyta; Magnoliopsida; Fabales; Fabaceae
Source: RefSeq, a predicted model, not a curated record